Messenger RNA from Marmota flaviventris (yellow-bellied marmot), 585 nucleotides. The record is from RefSeq and is a predicted model, not a curated record. NCBI's taxonomy places the organism in Eukaryota, Metazoa, Chordata, Mammalia, Rodentia, Sciuridae.
AUGUCACCAAGUACCACUCCUGCCGGAGCCGUCGAAGUGGGAAGGCGAGUCCGAGCCCGGCAGGGGCCCGGGCGGCCGGGGGGCGGGCAGCCGAGCCGCGGGCCAGGGUCCCGGGGCGCGGCGGGGGGCGGGGGGCGGGGGCCGGCGGCUGCAAGGCGGCCUGCAGGGAGCAGCCGCGAGCCGGCCUGGCGCGCAGAUCCAGAGCCUGAGCCCCAGCCCGAGCGGGGCGGAGGAGGGAGGAGCCAGAGCGGCCGCCGCCUCUGCCGGAGGAGCCGCGGGGCCGCCACACUCGCCCCCCGCCCCCCCGCGCUCACUCGCUCUCACACCCGGGCGCUGGAGGCGGGCGGCCCGGGCCCCACCGGCCCCCCAUGGACGCCCCCGGUACGGGGCGCUGAGACCCCAGCGUUGUUGCCCAGCCCGGUCCAGCGCGCCACGCCGAGGCCGGGCCCCGCUGCCGGAGCUCCCCCGCCCGCCGCGCCGCGGUUUGUUUACGGUGCGCCGGAGGACUGCCCCCACCAGCCCCCACCCCUAGCCUCGGAGGCCGAGUGGCCUUUGCAAAAGCUGCCUCCAGCUGCGGAGGGCAGU